Brettanomyces nanus is the source of this 2865-nucleotide messenger RNA. RefSeq lists its product as uncharacterized. Gene Ontology annotation, molecular function: ATP hydrolysis activity; ABC-type transporter activity; ATP binding. Gene Ontology annotation, cellular component: membrane. Bases 1 to 2865 code for a protein of 954 amino acids. The transcript is spliced from 2 exons. The record is from RefSeq and is a predicted model, not a curated record. Lineage: Eukaryota; Fungi; Ascomycota; Pichiomycetes; Pichiales; Pichiaceae.
AUGUUUGGCUUCACUGGUCGAUGCGAAUGCCGAAACGGCUUUGGUGGUGAAGAUUGCUCAGAGCCCGUCUGUGGCUCCUUGGCUGAUGGUCCUAACAGACCAAUUAGAGAUCCAGACGACGUUUGUAACUGCGAAGAUGGCUGGGGUGGUAUCAAUUGUAACCUUUGUCAACAAGACGCAGUCUGCAAAUCAUUCGUUCCGGAUGGACUGCAAGGUACUUGCUAUACUGGUGGUAUCCUAGUCCAUCAAGCUCAUCAGAUGUGUGAUGUCACCAAUAAGAAGAUCGUUCAAGUUCUUGGGGGAAAAAUUCCCCAGGCCACUUUUGAAUGCAAUAGAACUUCUCAAGAGUGCUCUUUUCAAUUUUGGAUACAGAGCGACGAGAGCUUCUAUUGCGAUCUUUCCAAGUGUGACUUCCAGUACGAUUUGAACGGUAAUCACACCAACUAUCGCUGCGACGAUGUGGCUUGCAAAUGCUUACCUGAUAAGAUGCUUUGCGGCAAGUCCGGCUCCAUUGAUAUAUCAGAUUUUCUUGUUGAAACUAUUAAGGGACCUGGUGAAUUCACAUGCGACCUACAAUCUCGCAAUUGCAAGUUCUCCGAACCAAGUAUGAAUGAUCUUAUCAUGAAUGUAUUUGGUGAUCCAUAUAUCACUCUAAGUUGUCUUUCUGGUGAGUGUCUUCAUGAUAGUGAGAUCCCAGGAUUUACCAUUCCUCCAAAAGAUAGGUUUACCUACUUGGACUUCGCCAAAGACCUUACUGCUCUUGGUGUAUGUCUCGGUGUAGUUCUUGUCACUAUCUUUGGAGUAAAAAGGUCUCCACUUUUUUCUUCCGAGUCGAUUGCACUUCCAGAUGAUGAUAACGAUGAUAAUGACGAUUACCUCAUGGUUGACUAUGUUCCUGCUACAUUUGCCUUCGAUAAAGUGUCCUAUUCUGUUAACAGGAAGCCUAUUCUUAGUAACUCCUUUGGUAUGGUCAAACCGGGUGAAAUUAUGGCCAUUAUGGGUAGCUCUGGUGCUGGUAAAACUACACUUCUUGAUAUUCUUGCUGGAAAGAAUAAAGGUGGUAUCAGUCAGGGCUCUUUGAUUGUCAACGGUGAGCAGAUUUUGACUAAUUCAGAUGUUAAGCAUUUCAAAAGAUCUUGUGGAUUUGUCGAUCAAGAGGAUUAUCUUAUUCCAACUUUAACCGUCUAUGAGACAGUACUCAAUAGUGCUCUUCUCAGGCUUCCAAGAUCUUUGUCUACAAAAUCUAAGAAGGCUAAAGUUCUCCAAAUCCUUUCAGAAUUACGAAUUCUUCAUAUUAAGGAUAAGCUAAUUGGUUCCGACUUUGAGAGAGGCAUUUCUGGAGGUGAAAAACGUCGUGUGGCCAUUGCUUGCGAGCUCGUUACAUCACCUUCUAUUCUUUUCUUGGAUGAGCCUACUACAGGUCUUGAUGGCUUCAAUGCAUUCCGUGUUGUCGAGUCCCUUGUUCGUCUUGCCAAGGAUUUCAACCGUACUAUCAUUUUCUCUAUUCAUCAGCCGAGAAGUAAUAUUGUGGCUUUAUUCGAUAAACUAUUACUUUUAUCGGACGGCGAAAUAGUUUACUCCGGCCUUAUGAGUGAAUGUUCAGAGUUUUUCUCUCAGAGAGGCUAUCAAUGUCCAUCUGGCUACAAUAUAGCAGACUACCUUAUUGAUAUCACCUCCGAAGACACAACCAAAGACAACUCAUUGACGACAGUUUCGCCUGUUGAAACGGAUCCUAGAUUGGAUUUGUUGCUAGAAACAGGUGAGGCACAUCAUCUUCCUAAUAGUUCAGAGGAGGAUCCAACUGAAGAAUGGGCUCAUUAUGCAUCUCACCGAGAUGAAUUGACUUAUGCACUUGGACAGAAGGCUGACGUGAACUCGAAACCACAAGGUACUCUUGCUACUCUCUUUUCAAAAUCAUCAGAAGCUGAACAACUUCAUGAGAGUAUUAAGGCAGAGCAUUCAUCUGCACCCUCUGUUUCCAAUGCUGAGGAAGAUUCAUUCUUUAAAGAUGAUCCAACUCGUUCUAAGGCAGGAUUCUUUACCCAGUUAUCCAUUUUGUGCUCACGGACGUUUAAAAACUCUUACAGAAACCCCAAGUUGCUUCUAAGUCACUACAUUUUGGCAAUUGUUAUGGGAUUUUUCUGUUCGUAUCUAUACUAUGACGUUCAAAACAACAUUUCUGGAUUUCAAAAUAGAUUGGGACUAUUCUUCUUCCUUUUAACAAUGUUUGGAUUUUCCACUCUAACUGGUCUUCACUCUUUCUCCAUAGAAAGAAUUGUAUUCAUCAGAGAAAGAUCCAACAACUACUAUCAUCCAUUGAGUUACUAUCUCAGUAAGAUUAUAUGCGAUGUGAUUCCUCUUCGUCUCUUCCCUCCAAUUAUUUUCAUGGCUAUCAUCUAUCCGCUAGUUGGAUUGAAUAUGGGUGGUCACAAAUUUUGGCUGUCGAUUUUGAUUGUUGUCCUCUUCAAUAUGGCAACUGCAGUGGAGAUUCUUAUCAUUGGUAUCCUUGUCAAGGAGCCGGGCUCAGCAACAAUGAUUGGUGUAUUAGUUAUGCUUUUCUCUCUACUUUUUGCCGGUUUGUUCAUCAACAAGGAUACGAUUCCGACUGCUAUCUCGUGGUUUGAGAGGAUUUCUGUGUUCCACUACGGAUAUGAGGCACUAAGUGUAAAUGAGGUGAAUGGUUUGAUUCUCAAGGAGAGAAAAUAUGGCCUAGACAUCAAGGUUCCUGGAGCAGUGAUUCUCUCUACGUUCGGAUUUGACGUUAAUGCCGUGCUCUUUGACAUUUACUGGCUUUUGGGUAUGCUUGGAGGGUUCACGAUUUUGGGCUAUGUUGCUCUUUACUACUUUGUGUAUGAGACGAGGUGA